CUCAUUUUCAAGAAUUUCCUUAUACCUGACAGAUGUACAUAACAGAUAAGUAAAUUCUUCAUUAUAGAUGUCUCAUACAGCAGUUGAGCAAGAUGAGGCUCUGCCUCCUCUACCUCCCCUGACUGCACUUUCCUGCUGGACAUGACUGCUGUAAAUCCUACGAUCUUGAAGUGUUAUUAACUAUUCAAAAGGAACUACUUGAAAAAUGACGACACGCUGCCGUUGGAUUUUUGCCAUUUUUAUUUUUUUUCUGCUUAUAAUGAAUAUAUCCUACAUACAAUAUGUGAGUAGGAAAAAAAUGUCACUCACAGGCAUUAGCAAAUCCAGCAGUUUAUCAAACGACUCUGAGGAACAUCCUGAUGACAAUAGAAGGUCACCAACCAGCUGUGAUCUAAGCACUGUUAUAUGGACUGCGCAUCCCUCAGCGCGUUUUGGAAAUAUGAUGGGAGAGUAUGCCACUCUUUAUGCUCUUGCAAAGUUGAAUGGACACAAAGCGUAUGUGUUGCCAGAGAUGCACUCCAAACUUGCCAACAUAUUUAAACUCAAGAUGCCUGUGCUUCACCAGGAAGUUGCUAAUAUCAUAAAGUGGAAAGGUUAUACGCUUCAUGAUUGGAUGUCUCCAGAAUAUAAUCAUAUUGAAGGACAGUAUGUCAAACUAUAUGGUACGCCUUGUUCUUGGACUUUCUUCCAUCACAUAAGAGAUGAGAUUCUUAAUGAAUUUACUUUCCAUGACUUUAUUAAAGAGGAGACCAAUGCAUACCUUGCUACUUUGCGAGGAAACAGAAGAAACAUCACCUUUGUUGGGGUACAUGUCCGAAGAGGAGAUUAUGUCUCAGUUAUGCCUAACACAUGGAAAGGGGUAAUAGCUGACAAGGGAUACUUGCAAAAAGCCAUGGACUACUUCAGAAACAAGUAUGAAAACCCCCUUUUUAUUGUCACCAGUAAUGGUAUGAAUUGGUGCAAGGAAAAUAUUGAUAGUUCAAAGGGGGAUGUUCAUUUUGCUGGAGAUGGCAAAGAAGGCUCUCCUGGAAGAGAUUUUGCCCUCCUAGCACACUGCAACCACACCAUCAUGACUGUAGGCACAUAUGGGUUUUGGGCUGGAUAUUUAGUUGGCGGAGAAACAGUUUACCUUACAAAUUUCACAUUGCCCAAUUCUCCUUUCCUCAAAGUUUUUAAAUACGAAAAAGCUUUUCUUCCUGAAUGGAUAGGGAUCCCAGCAGACCUCUCUCCUCUCCUGAAAAAGACAAGAUAUUAAAGAAAUAGGAGACUUCCCACAGAAUUAAUCACAUAAUGAAAAAAUUUACAUAUUAACGCAAAAGAAGCCUACUAACCAUCUUCAAAACCAGUGGUGGUUUUUUUUAUGCCCAAAAUAAUAGUAUAGAAAAUAUCAUAGGAGAUAUACAUAUAUAUUGUUUUUAAAUAAUACAUUUUGGAAAUUACAAUAAUCUAAAGUAGAGACAAUUAACUUUUCUCCUAAUAGAGGAGCAUUAAUAAGACAUUAAAGUUAUAUAGAAGAACACUAACAAGGCUCAAACGGGACAAAAAUACACAUAGGUGGCCCUAGUGUUAGGCCAAAUAGGCAACUGCCUAAGGCCUUGCUCAUGAUGGGGCCUCAUCGAGGGGCACAGAAAAACGUUUGAUUUGUUUCUUUUCUUUUCUCCACCUUCUGCCUGCCACUGGUCAGCCUCAGCAUAACCAGAAGACAGGUGACACAGGCAAAAAUGAACAUGUAAAAGGAGCAGGGGGACUGCACUUUAAGCAUUUAAACCAUUUGCAACCAGAAGUAAUAAGCUGCUAUUAACUUACAGUAUACUCUAUCUCUCUCUGUCCUCUCAUGCUUUCUCUUCUUCUUAUUUCUUUACUCUUUUCUCUCUCUCUCUCACUCCCCUCUUUUCUCAUUCCAUCUUCACUAGCUCCUCUAUUGCCCCCUCCUUUGUAACUUUACCUCUCCCUCCUCUCUUUCUCUUAUCUCUCUCCCUUCUCUUUCUUCCCUCUUUUUCCUCUUACUCCCUCCCUUCUCUUAACAUUCUCUUUACUCAAUCUCCCCCUCCUCUCUUUUCGUUUUCCUUCUCCCCUUUCUCCCACUCUCUCUCCUCCUCCUUUCUCCUCUCUUAUCUCUAUCCAUUAUCUCUUCUGACUUUCUCCUUCUUCCUCUCCCUUUUUUCUCUUUCUCCCGCUCACUUGAUCUUCCUAUUUUCUUUCCACUAUAUCUGAACUCUCUUCUCUAGAUUCAUCUCUGUGUUCUCUUGAUGCACCCCCUCUCCCUUGUCCUUACCUUGCUAGCUCAUCUUUGUCUCUCCCUCUCUCUCCCUUCUCUAUACAGUAUGUCUUCCAUCUCUCUCCCUUCUAUAAUAUUAUCUUCAUACUUUUUCUAUUCGUUCUCCCUCUCUCUUAUCUCUCCUUCUCUCUCACUUAUAUAUCUUUAUUCUCUCUCAACUCUACUUUCCCUCUCUCUUAUCUCUCCUUCACUCUCUCUCACUUUUAUAACCAUUCUCCUUAUAUUCCCCCUCUCUUAUGUCUUCCAUCUCUCUCCCUUCUAUAACAUUAUCUUCAUACUAUCUCCAUUCUUUCUCCCUCUCUCUUAUCUCUCCUUAUAUAACCAUAUUCUCUCUCAACUCUUUACUUUCACUCUCUCUUAUCUCUCCUUCACUCUCUCUCUCCCUUCAAUAACCAUUCUCUUUAUUCUCUCUUCACCCCCCCCCCCCCUUUAUUCACUCUCUCUCCUCUCUCACCCUGUCUGUUUCUCCCUUAACUAUCUUUUUCUAUCAUCACACACUCUUUUCUCUCUGUCCAAAACAUAAAUUGUUAUCUAAAUGAAGAAAAAGGAGGGGAAAGUAUGAUACACAAGUAGGUGUACAAUACAGGGAUAUACCUAACCGGUAAUACGAAUUAAGCAUAAGAAAAGCCUCAUAUUUAAAUUUUGCCAAAGACCUCACCAACUCUUGAGCUACCUCUCAAAGUACAUAUGGGGUUAUAUGUAGAAUGAUUUCAUUCAUAGGGGUAGUUUAGGGCUGGAUAGUCCUUCUGGGACCAGCCUGAUUUUUUUAAUGAAAGAAAAAAGUGGUUUUGAAGGGACUGCCUCCUGGGUGCUAAUGAUUUCAUAAGACAUGUUGGUAUAGUUAUACGUAUUUAUAGUUAAUUUAUUUUUGAUGUUUGCUUAUUGUAUUUCUCAAGUGGAUGGCAGGAUAUGUGCUGAAGGUCCACAUUGGGCCCCCUGGUAUUAGGUUGAAUGUGUCUGUUUUUUUACCAUGCAGUUUGUGGUUAGCAGAGAAAAAGUAGCAAUGCUGAAUUUAUAAGUGAAUAAAAUAUUUGCACAAAAUAAGUGUUCACUGCAAAUGGCCCUCUUGCAGAUUUAUCAUUUUGGUGUAAAGGGGAAAAGUGCUUAGGAUCCUUUCUUACUUCUAUUAUCAAUUUUACUAAUAUAUAAAUGUUCAAAACUA
Molecule: messenger RNA, 3440 nt
Organism: Bombina bombina (fire-bellied toad)
Lineage: Eukaryota; Metazoa; Chordata; Amphibia; Anura; Bombinatoridae
Product: galactoside alpha-(1,2)-fucosyltransferase 2
Exons: 3
Coding region: 206-1255 (349 amino acids)
Biological process (GO): carbohydrate metabolic process
Cellular component (GO): membrane
Molecular function (GO): galactoside 2-alpha-L-fucosyltransferase activity
Source: RefSeq, a predicted model, not a curated record